GAUAUGCAAAGUUUCUUAUUUUCCCAUCCACUCACGUGUCGUUGUCACCCUAUCUUAUCAAGUUUUGUUGAGUUUAGAACAAGACGUCCUUUUUUGGGCAGUUACACAUACUCAAAGCCUGUCAGGCUUUGGAUGACUUCUGUGAAUACAGAAAGGACCGCUCCUUCUGAUGGUGAGCAGUCUUUUCCUCAAGUAAAGCAGUUGCUUGAAAGAACAAAGAAGUUAGGAAAACUUAGAAUUAUUGUUACCAACGCAGCUUCAGUCAUGGAAAGCAUAUGUACCACUGAAAAACUUUUUUAUGCAAAAGGUCCAAACCAAUCGACUUAUGCCAACUUAAUCGACUCAAGUCUCAAUCUUGAUCUCCAUAUAAAGUUAGAAGCGCUGGGAGCUGUUCGUUUUGAACAAGGAGUUAGUCGCUCAGCUUCAAAGGCUCCUACUUAUAUUAUCCGUUGGUUGGGCAAAGAUCAUACAACGGUUGUCUUGAGUAUGUUCUUGCAGGGGGACAAAGACCCUUCAGAUGUUCCACCUGAAAGUGUUGCGGAGUGGAAACAACUAAAACAAGAAUAUUGUCAAAAUAGCUUGACGUACAUUUUCCAGUGAUGCUGUACUUUUCUCUUUCAUAAUAAUCUA
Galdieria sulphuraria is the source of this 630-nucleotide messenger RNA. RefSeq lists its product as uncharacterized. The record is from RefSeq and is a predicted model, not a curated record. The transcript has 2 exons. The coding region runs from base 4 to 600 and encodes 198 amino acids. NCBI's taxonomy places the organism in Eukaryota, Rhodophyta, Bangiophyceae, Galdieriales, Galdieriaceae.